AUGGCUCACCACAUGAAAAAACACCCUGGCCAGCUCACAAUAGUAAUAAAGCUCGGUAAAUUCUUUCCCCAUAUACACCCUCCCCACAGCAGACGACAGGGAACAAGCUCCAUUGUGGACGAAAAGACUCACCAUCCCCUCCUCUCCAUCCUCUCCGCCAUUGUCGAAACAGCCGUCAAACUCCAACGAGAUGGCCACCGCGUUGUAUUGGUAUCUUCCGGUGCCAUUGGCGUGGGUCUCCGCCGUAUGGACAUUGAGAAGCGCCCGAAACAUCUCCCACAGGUCCAAGCACUGGCCGCCAUCGGCCAGAGUAGAUUGAUGAGCCUGUGGGAUCAAUUGUUUGGACAUGUGCGGCAGCCAAUUGCUCAAAUCCUCCUCACGAGAAACGACAUCGCAGAUAGAACGCAAUAUCAAAACGCACAGAACACUUUCUUCGAGCUAUUGCACAUGGGCGUCAUCCCAAUCGUGAAUGAGAACGACACUCUGUCAGUCACGGAAAUCAAGUUUGGUGACAACGACACACUCUCCGCGAUCACGGCAGGCAUGGUCCAAGCAGAUUAUCUCUUCCUCAUGACCGAUGUGGACUGUCUCUACGACAAGAACCCGAGGACCAAUCCCGAUGCUAAAGCCAUCGAAGUGGUCGAAGACAUCUCGGAGGUCCAGGCGGACGUCAGUAGUGCUGGAUCGGCUCUCGGAACCGGAGGCAUGGGCACGAAGAUCGUAGCCGCAAGCCUGGCCACGAGUGUAGGGGUAACGACCGUCAUCACGAAGUCGUCGAAGCCAGAGAACAUUGGCGCCAUCAUCAGACAUGCCGAAGCACAGAGGGCGGCAAGGAUGUCGGGACGGAGCAGCGUGGUCAACUUCCAGGAAGAAGGUGUGCCGCAAACCGCGGCUCUGAGUCUGAAUGAUGCUAACCACAAUCUUUCAGCUACUGCCCCCCCUCAUGAUACCCAGAAUCCCUCCCCCUCGCCUCAUUCUGAAGAUGAACAAGUACCACUACACACCCGCUUCCUACCAAUAUCACACCCAAUUCGAGACAGAUACUUCUGGAUCCUGCACGGCCUGGCGCCUCGCGGCACCGUAUAUAUCGACCACGGCGCCUGGAAAGCGUUGAACGACAAAGCAGGCCUACUCCCCGUAGGCAUCGUGGACGUCGAAGGCCACUUCGCACAACAAGAAGCCGUACGGCUGAUAGUCGUCAAACGUCUCCCAUCGUCCUCCUCUACUACUCACAACACCUCCAAUUCUGGACCCACAUCGCACGCAUCAACACCGUCGCACACGAUGACCAUGGCGCCCACUCCGAAUCGCAACUCGCUCUACGAGCGCUCACAGUCAGGCCUGACCCAUUCUCUUUCCUCUUCGGCGAUUCUCACGCCCCCGGCAUACGAGCUGCAUGAUCCCCCACCAUUCGAGGUCGGUAGGGCCGUGAUCAAUUAUUCAUCCGCCGAAAUCAAGAGAAUCAAGGGACUGCACAGCACGCAGAUUCACGAGGCAUUGGGGUACGCAGACAGCGAGUACGUAGCGCUGCGAGAAAACAUAGCAUUCUUUGGAAUCGAAAGAUCGAGGCCGAGCACCCCGUCCUUUGGCCGAUCGACAUCAGAACAAGGAGAUACCCAUUGA
Messenger RNA from Aaosphaeria arxii CBS 175.79, 1623 nucleotides. RefSeq names its product glutamate 5-kinase. Lineage: Eukaryota; Fungi; Ascomycota; Dothideomycetes; Pleosporales. The transcript is spliced from 2 exons. Gene Ontology annotation, cellular component: cytosol; cytoplasm. The record is from RefSeq and is a predicted model, not a curated record. The coding region runs from base 1 to 1623 and encodes 540 amino acids. Gene Ontology annotation, molecular function: RNA binding; ATP binding; glutamate 5-kinase activity.